Galendromus occidentalis (western predatory mite) is the source of this 1954-nucleotide messenger RNA. RefSeq lists its product as uncharacterized. The coding region runs from base 1 to 1941 and encodes 646 amino acids. NCBI's taxonomy places the organism in Eukaryota, Metazoa, Arthropoda, Arachnida, Mesostigmata, Phytoseiidae. The transcript has 3 exons. The record is from RefSeq and is a predicted model, not a curated record.
AUGACUCAAAAUGAGAAUCCCACGACGAGUGUCGGGGAUCAGGUGGAAAUAAGCUGUCGCUUCGGUGAGCGAGUGAUCGUCGAUCGCGGUCUCCUGAGGAAUGCCAGCGAGCUGGAUGUCGACGCCCCGGCAAAACUCAUCGUCACGAACCAGCCUUUCUAUGCGGUUUACUCGGUCACGCGAAUGCUCACCGGCGGUCAAAGGAUUCAGCUGACCGUAGACAAUGUCAUAGACUUCUGGUCGACGGCGAAAACAUUGCGACUGCGUCCGCUGGUCGAAAAACUCGAGAAUUUCGUCGCGGAGCAUCUGAACGAGAUCGCUCGCGUGAAGAACGAGAUGCUGAAAAUCGACGACCAGUUCCUACAAAGACUCCUGGAGAAACGGAGGAGCCAAUGUGUUCCGCGGAUCCUGUACCGCUGGUGGAGAGCUGACAUCAAGAAUCGUCAAUUGGGUUUCGUCAAACUUGUCAGCAAGUUCGUACAGCAGAAUGGGGACGAAACGCUCAGUGCUUCCUCAGAGGAGUCGAACGUUUUGAAGAAAACAGAGGUCCUCAAGAAGCAGCCGGCAUCGACGUUUCCGGAUAUUCCUGCAAAGAAUCAGGAAAAAAUUCCCUCCUUGGUCGAUCCCGCUCUCGAACCCUGCCCCACUCCAGCAGUGACUAGGAGUUCGAUCCUCGACCAGCCGGUCCCUGAAGACUGCGGAUUGGCGGAACCUGUGAUAGCGACUGCUGCCGAAUCGGUAGCUGCAGCGGAUACGAAGCCGAUCUCGGAAGCGGAGCCUGCGAGGGAGAUGAGUUCGCCGAUUGAAAUUGCCGACGUCAACGCACUGCCCUUCAAGUUGAUCACCGUCGAGCCCAUUCCCGCGGUAUCGGCAGGUGACGACAAGCCUCCUAGAGAACCCGCAGGGAAACCUAGUGCUCCUGAAGGGGGGAAAACUCCGGAUGUCGCCAAGCCUCAGUUCCUUGGCCCGGGCUCCGGGCGCAUCGGAUCCGCGAAACUACCCGCUGCUGAGACCCUAAGUCGUCGGAACGGCAUCGUGACCGCCGCACCGAAGGCUUCGGCAGUGGAUAAGACCGUUUUUGAGAAACCAAUAUUUGCCCACCGAGCGAAAUCUGCAAUCAAGAGCGUGGAACCUCUGGCGCCCAAGAGCGAGCCUCCGUUCCACCCAAACAAAGUCAUCCUCUUGGAGAACAAGAUAUACGGCUUUCGCGGAAACUCAGUGAAACCGUUGGUUUCGAUCGGUCGAGAUAUCCCUCGGCGGAAUCCGACGAUUGUCUGUAAUCCUCUCAGUAGAUUCUACGCUGAGAUAGACUGUCACGGAGUCUACCGAACUUUUUUGAACAACAUCGAGACGUCGAUGAAAUCUCAGAGAGUUCGAGCCAUCAUGACCCAACUAGACGAUAACGAACCCUUGCUCUGGAUGAGCGAUGGGAGUUUCCAAGCUAUCUUCGCGAAGAAGCUGGCCCCCUGUCCGAAUGAAAUUCCCGACUCGAGCCCCUUGAAAAAUCUACCGAGCCCCCCGCAUGAGGGUUGGCUGGCGAGGAUGUACUUGGGCGCUGACUGUGCCUUGCUCUACUAUCAUUGUUGGGGUCUAUACGUCCGACGGAGGAACGAGGCUACGUGGAGACUCUGCUGCGAGGAGCUUUUCAUCGAAUACUUGACCCCGAUCGGACGAUCGAACACGUUCUUCGUUCUUGCUAGACAGGGAUCCUCAUUCGUUUUGUAUAGAACGAGCGAUCUCUAUCAGAGCGCCGAAACGACGUUCGCAGCAGAAACCGUCGUUGAAAGAUGGGAUCCGUUCGCGCGAUGCGACGUGGUCCACGCAGCAUCUUCGGGAGUCAACGUGGUGCUAAAAAUCUCAAAUUGGAAAACCUCAGUCGAAUAUUUCGAGAGAUUGAAUAUCUCGAAUCUGAACGUUGUGAGCCUGCUGACCGCGAGCUGAGAUGAACAAAAUA